This is a messenger RNA of Aplysia californica (California sea hare), 1507 nucleotides long. Its product is annotated as transmembrane protease serine 6. Gene Ontology annotation, biological process: proteolysis. The transcript has 8 exons. Lineage: Eukaryota; Metazoa; Mollusca; Gastropoda; Aplysiida; Aplysiidae. Gene Ontology annotation, molecular function: serine-type endopeptidase activity. The coding region runs from base 126 to 1061 and encodes 311 amino acids. The record is from RefSeq and is a predicted model, not a curated record.
CCGCGGGUCUUCAGCCAAAACUUGACGGGACGCUCUUUGUCUUGUGUUCAAAUAAUUAAUAUCUGCGGUGUGUGCUUCUGACCCAAGGGACAAAUAAUUCCUCUCGUGAAGUCUGCCUACAAGCCAUGGUGUCGUGGUCCGUUUCGUCUUCACUUGUGUUGCUAUGGACGCUUCUGGUAGUACAGUGUCAUGGCCAUAAACACAACAUUCAAGCAGAUCGCGUGAAGAGAACUAUCGGGGGCGAAUCUUUUUCGAGGGGGACUUGGCCGUGGCUUGCUCUGCUCCGCGCCACCAUCGUGACCAACCGUCUCUUCGGCUUCUUCCCCGUGAGUCACUAUCAUUUGUACUGCGGUGGAGUACUCAUCUCCGACCGUUGGAUUCUGUCCGCAGCACAUUGUUUCACCGAGAAUGGGGAACCAGCCAGGCGCCCUUGGAACUGGGAGGCCAGACUGGCUUCCGUGAGGCUGCGGCCUAGUAUCCGUGAGCGAGUAUUGGACGUCGUUGGGCGGGUGUUUGACCAAAACGAAUUACGUCAGUGGGAGAUUUCACUGGAUCGCAUCGUUGUCCACCCUGGCUACAAUGCUUCAAGUCUGUUCUCCGAUGACAUCGCUCUGGUGCGCCUGUCUCGGCCUGUGCCCAACCCUCGUCGCUUCUCGCUCAUCCAGAACGUGACUUUGCCGGACGCAAAUGACAACAGCUUUCCGAUGCCUGGCGAGGUGUGUGUUACCAAAGGAUGGGGCUGCACAGCGAGAGGCGGCGGCCCGUCCACGAGAGCGCACCAAGUGGAAAUGCCCAUCUACCCGGCCUCAAACUGCCUCAACAGCUACAACCUGAUCACCAUGGAGCGCCGUCUGUGUGCGGGACAUCGCAACAUGAACAUCGGAGUCUGCAGGGGAGACAGCGGCAGCCCACUGGUGUGCAGGAGGGGCAACGACUACGUGCUGGCUGGCAUCGUGUCCUUCACAAGUCGCCAACGACCAGAGAGUUUUCCUGCUGUGUUUACUAAAGUCACGGAUUACAUCCCAUGGAUUGAGCAAGUGACAGGAAUCCGUAAUUUUUAAAUCAACAUGCAGAAUCAAUGUCUGAGUCUGACUUCUGAUGAUUGAAAGAUACAUUAUAAUAAUUAUAUAGGCCUAUAUUUUAUAUAAAUAAUUUUUAAAAAAUAUAUUAUAUGGACCACUGUGUGUGGAAAUAACGUAUUUUGACUGCAGGCAUGACUAUAUAUGGAAUGAAUAACUUCUGAUACAGGUACAAUGUCAUGGACCAUGUGGCUAUGAAGGGGGCAUAGUAAUAAGUAUAGGGACAGCAGCUGUACUGUAAGGUCUUCAUUUGUCACAUCAGCAUCCUUCAAUGACCAGUUUGAUUAAAAUGUCACACAACUUUAUUCAUUGCACAUGAAGACAUACAAUGAUUGAAAUCCAUGACAUUACAUUGUAUUUUUAUAAAAUAAACAUCUUUUGUACCUUGCUUCUAGUGAGUCAAUAAAAUUCUCUUUGAAUGAAAAAUC